UGUUGAGUGGCGGCGUUCAUAACUAACCAUCAUUAUUAAUCAAGUUACUAAUGACUGUAUCUUACUCAAACAAUUUCAGACAAAUUUUAACAAAUAUUCUCAUCAAAAUAACUGAAAUGUAUAUUCACAUCUACCGAGCUAAUUUUUGUUUAUUUACAUGUUCUUUUAGUUCAUUGUAGAGUGGUGAAGGUAUAGUGUCUGGUGGCUGCCUCAUGCGAGCACAAUAAAUAAAACUUCAAGAUGGACUUCCAGCACCGAGCUGGAGGGAAGACGGGAGGCGGAGGCCAGGCGUCAUGGUCGGAGAGCAACAGAGAUCGUCGAGAGCGACUGCGUCAGCUAGCCCUGGAGACAAUCGAUCUAAACAAGGAUCCAUAUUUUAUGAAAAAUCAUUUGGGAUCAUAUGAAUGUAAAUUGUGUCUCACUCUUCACAAUAAUGAGGGAAGUUACUUGGCUCACACUCAGGGUAAGAAGCAUCAGACCAAUCUGGCCAGACGUGCUGCAAAAGAGGCUAAAGAAUCACCAGCACAACCGGCACCUGAGAAACCUCGAGUUGAGAUGAAGAAGUUUGUCAAGAUUGGCCGUCCUGGUUAUCGCGUUACUAAACAGAGAGACCCCGAGACCGGCCAGCAGAGUUUACUCUUUCAAAUUGAUUAUCCAGAAAUUGCAGACAAUGUUGCUCCCCGUCACCGCUUUAUGUCUGCUUACGAACAGAAGGUAGAACCUCCAGAUCGUAAGUGGCAGUACCUCUUGUUUGCAGCCGAGCCUUACGAGACUAUAGCCUUCAAGGUACCCAGUCGAGAAGUAGAUAAGUCUUGGACGACAUGGAAUAAGGAAACUAAACAGUUCUUUUUGCAGUUUGCCUUCAAAAUUGACCCCAAAGCCAAAAUGGUUCCUCCAGCACCUCCACCCCUAUCGGGAGUUGGACCACCUGGUCCUCCAGGUCCCCCAGGCAUGCCUCCUCCACCUGGUUUACCACCACGCCCACCCAUGAUGCCACCAGGCCCUCCACCUCCAGGCAUGCCACCUCCACCUGGAAUGCCUCCCCCACCCCCAAUAAGGCCUCCCAUGAGGCCCAUGAUGCCACCACCUCCUGGCCCACCGGGUCAUCAUGGACCACAUGGUCCUUUACGACCACCUCCAGGGCCACCUGGCAUGGGUCCACCUCCAGGAAUGCGUGGUCCACCACCUCCCCCAGGAGGCCCCCCGCCUCCACCACCACCAUUUAAUCCUGUUCCACCUCCUCCACCUUCAACUGGAGUACCACCCCCUCCACCACCCAAAAAUUAGUUUUUGGCUGCAAGAAUAACUCUUUUGUCUAACUCAGUCAUUUUUCUUAGAAGUUAUUUUCACCAGUUUAUUGCUGCUACUGGUUCUCUCUCAUCCUUCACAUUAGCUUAGUGUAGCCAAUGAUCACUUCAGUGGUUUGUCUUUGUUUUCUUUUGUCAGAUACAAAUGAGACUUUUAGGUUGCUUAGUUUGAAAUAUUUAAUGAAAUGUAAAGUACAACAGAAGACCAGUAAGGUUAGGUUGUCUUAUUUGACAUUGUUGUAAAAGUAAAUAAACUAAUUCAUAUAUGA
Homarus americanus (American lobster) is the source of this 1576-nucleotide messenger RNA. It is a transcript of the gene Sf3a2, whose product is annotated as splicing factor 3A subunit 2-like. Gene Ontology annotation, cellular component: U2 snRNP; catalytic step 2 spliceosome; U2-type prespliceosome. Lineage: Eukaryota; Metazoa; Arthropoda; Malacostraca; Decapoda; Nephropidae. Gene Ontology annotation, biological process: spliceosomal complex assembly. The record is from RefSeq and is a predicted model, not a curated record. Bases 241 to 1287 code for a protein of 348 amino acids. Gene Ontology annotation, molecular function: nucleic acid binding; zinc ion binding. The transcript is spliced from 2 exons.